Oppiella nova is the source of this 1035-nucleotide messenger RNA. Lineage: Eukaryota; Metazoa; Arthropoda; Arachnida; Sarcoptiformes; Oppiidae. The record is from the annotation of a GenBank genome assembly.
AUGAGUUCCCAAUCGGCACCGUUAACUUCAACGCCGGCAUUCCUGGCCCGGUAUCUAUCACUCGCUCAACCGGCCGACAAAAUACAGGUGACGUACGUGUUCUCGCACCCGGCUAAAGAUGGUCUUGAGCAUUUAUGCAACAAGAGCAGGGUCAUCGACUUUGUGCCUAAACAGGCCUCAGACCUACCCGUAUGGGACUGCGGGUUAGUCACCGACACCGUCACCGAAAUGGUGUUACGACCCGUACGGCUAUACAACGACCCCUUCCGCGGGGGUAAUAAUAAGCUGUCAUGCCGGGAGGCCAUGGAAGCGGCUAAGGGUGAGCACCCGUGGUUUGCGUUGGAACAGGAGUAUCUGCUUCUUGAUGCCAGCGAUAACUGGCCCCUGGGGUGGCCUAAGGGCGGGUAUCCCGAGAGUAUAUCGUCCCCUAACGUCCACUACCUCUAUGGCGUCGGUGCGAACAUACAGUGCGGUCGCGAUGUAAUGGAAGCCCACUUCAGGGCCUGUCUGUACGCCGGGGUUAAUAUUAGCGGUGAAAAUGCUGAGGCGAUAACUGGCCAAUGGGAGUACCAGGUGGGCCCGUGUGAGGGUAUCUGCAUCGGCGACGACGUACUCAUGUCUCGAUACCUACUGCACAGAGUGGCCGAAGACCUACGCAUUGCCGUAACCUUUGACCCGAAACCCAUACCCAAUACGCCGGGCUCUGGCGCUCACAUGAACUUCAGUACAGAGAAAAUGCGUGCAAAGGGAGGGCUGCGUGAGAUUGAGAGGGCUAUCGAAAAGCUUAGUAAAAGGCAUGCGAAACAUCUCGCCCUCUAUGACCCCCACGAGGGCGCCGAUAACGCCCGGCGCCUAAUUGGGUCCCAAUUUUACGGGUCGGAUAUGAAUACGUUUACGUCAGGUGUGGGCAAUCGCGGGGCCAGUAUUCGCAUACCUAAACGGGUGGCACAGGAGGGCAGAGGUUAUAUGGAGGACAGGCGACCGGCAGCUAAUUGCGACCCCUAUAUGGUGGCCGAGGCUCUCGNUGGAGGAUAA